ACUCUGUAUAUUUCUGAAAUUUCUCUCUCAUCCCAUCGAAAGCAAAAAAAUACGAAACGCAGGAAUCAUAACCGGAUCCCAAACUCAAAAAAACCCUAACCCUAGCCGCGUAUAUUUCUACAUCUCUCCUCUUCAAAUUCUACCUAUACAUACAACAAUACUUACAUAUGCAUAUUGAAAUUGGUAUAUAGAUAAGGUUGAGGUUAGGGUUACGAUUAGGAUUAGUUUAUUUUUGUGAUGGAAUACUGUAGAGCCGGUGGUGGUUCGUCGUGGAAAUGACCGGAGGGCGAUGUUCACGGCGGCGUAAGGUUGUCGACGUCGGAAUUGAUAUUCCGACUGAUGGAAACUCCGAGGGCGGGAGUUUAGAUUUGUUCACACAGGCUCGAAAGGCGCUUAGCGACCGCUCUCCGUUUGAUUUGGAGGAUGGACAGGAGGUUUUGACUGGUAAUUUGCCCAGAGAGUUGGCGACUGUGUUGUGUAAGCGUUCUGAUGGAAGGAAGAGGCAUAAGAAGUCGCAUUCCGCCACUGGAGAGAGUAAGUCGCAGAGGCUGGAGAAGAGUCGUGGAGCGGCGUUUUGGGCUGGGAAGGAAGUUUAUUUCAGAGGAUUGACUGUUGCUGAUAUUGAUAAGUUGUGUGAGCUGUCCACUCUCGACUUUACAGAGACUUCUGACUGUCUUUUAAUUCCGUUUGUGGAAAAUGAUAGGACGGGGACUUGUAGUGCUGUUAUAAAUGGAAAUGUGAGUGCUAGUGGUAAUGAGUUGGGAAAUGUUCCGGAAGUGCAGAAUAAAUGUGAUGAGCAGUUUAUGGAAGUUGACAGUGCGGGGAGUGUUGAGUUGAAUGUAGAAGAUAAGGAUAGUGGCUUCAAACAGCAGACUAGUGGUUUAGAGUGGCUUUUAGGUUCUAGGAGUAAGAUAUACUUGACGUCAGAACGUCCUUCGAAGAAACGCAAGCUUUUGGGUGGUGAUGCUGGUUUGGAGAAACUUAUUGUUUCUUCUGCAGUGGAAGACUCGUCUUCUUUCUGCCACUAUUGUGGUUUGGAUACUGUAGACCAGUUGAACCGAUUGAUAGUUUGUAGUAUGUGUAAAAUGGCAGUUCACCAGAGGUGCUAUGGGGUACAAGAAGAAGUAUCAGAGUCUUGGCUGUGUUCAUGGUGUAUGAAUAGGAAUCAGAAAGGAAAUUCCGAAAGACCUUGUUUGCUUUGUCCGAAACAGGGUGGUGCCUUAAAACCUGUUUUGAGGAGUGAUAGCAGUGGGUCUAUGGAAUUCGCUCAUUUGUUUUGUUGUCAGUGGAUGCCUGAGCUUUACAUCGAAGACACUAGGAAAAUGGAACCGAUCGUGAAUUUUGAGGGCAUAAAGGAAACACGGCACAAGUUGAUUUGUCGUCUAUGCAAGAUAAGAUGUGGGGCAUGUGUGCGAUGCAGCAAUGGAACUUGUAGAGCCUCCUUUCAUCCUAUAUGUGCAAGGGAAGCAAGACAGAGAAUGGAGAUUUGGGGAAAAUUUGGAAGUGAUGAUGUUGAGCUGCGUGCAUUUUGCUCAAAGCACUCUGAGGACCUGAAUAAUAUUAGCAUUGUACAAGGAGACCAGUUCCCUGAUCAGACCAUUGCCAAGCAUCAGCCAGUGUCAUCUACAAUGAUAAAACCACAUAAACUUAAAAUUAGUAGAAGAAACGGAGAAGUGGAAGGCCAUUUUGGAACUUCAGAGUUGCAUUUGGAAAAGGCGGAUUGCAGUGUACCCCAUGAGGGUGUUUUACCCGAUGCUAGAUCAAAUCUGACAAAUGAGUUGGAAUGUCGUGGUAUUCAACAGUCAAAUACUGCUUUGGUAUUAGAUAAAAGCAGUGAAGAUGUUGACACAACUGAAUCUUCAAAUUUUAAAACCAUCCUAAAGAAGUUAAUCGACCAAGGAAAAGUAUCUGUGAAUGAUGUGGCAUCAGAUAUUGGCGUUUCCCCUGAAUUUCUGUCAUCAAAUCUCAUAGGUGAUAACAUAGUACCAGAACUGCGAAGCAAAAUAGUUGAAUGGAUGAAAAAUCAUGCUUUUAUUGGUCCUUUGCAAAGAAAUCUAAAAGUUAGAUUUAAAAAUCUAACCAAAGUCGAGGCUGUUGCCAAUGGUGAUACAGAUGGUAUAGUAUCAGAUUCUUGUACUCCUGAUGUUUCUGUUACGUCAAUUCCACCUCGAAGAAGAACAAAAAGUGACAUCAGGAUUCUGAAGGAUGGCAAAGCAUUAUGCGUGACUAGAACAAGUUCCAUUGAAGAUGGAACCUCCAUGACCCACAAAAGUGCUUGUCAUAUAAUCAGAGAUGAACCUGCCUGUCAAAGUGAGGAGUCUGUUCCUGACAACUCCCUAAAGACCUUGCUCGAGCCUGCUGGGUCUAGAGACAUUUUGCAAAGCAAUUCCUCCAAGAUUGAAGGUGAAGGAUCCAAGUUAUCGUAUUGUACUGCCUCCGAUUCUGUUCGGGCCGUGGAGGGUGCUAUACCUGAGAAGAAUGCUGCUUUGGACUCUGUUUCAGCAAAUCCUGUUUAUGAUACUGCAGUGAAUUGUGUCCCUGAUCUCAUUAAUGAGCAGUCAGUAUGUAGUUUUCACAUGCACCCAACUAUACGGAAGACACUGUCAGAGAUGCCCAAUCCGGCAGUUAUAAGAUUUUUAACAGACGACAAUGAUGGUUUACGGGAUAGAGAACUUUCACCACUUGAAGCAUCUUCUAGCUCUAGCAUUUGUUGUAAUCAUCAAAGUGACAAAUUAGCUUCUCCAGGAUCGGUCUAUAAAUUCAGACCAGGUCUAGAGCAGUUGGCCAAGGCUGGGAGAAUGGGCAUUUUAGAGCAUUCACCUGCAGAUGAAGUAGAAGGGGAACUUAUCUUCUAUCAACAGCAGCUACUUCACAAUGCACUUGCAAAAAAGCGCUUUAGUGAUAAUCUGAUGUCAAAGAUUUUGACGAAUCUUCCGGAGGAGAUUGAUGCUCUAGGCAAACAGAAGUGGGAUGCAGUUACAGCUAAUAAGUUUCUGUAUGAGCUUAAGGAAGUGAAAAAGCAGGGAAGAAAAGAGCGGCGCCACAAGGAAGCUCAGGCUGUGCUUGCUGCUGCGACUGCGGCUGCUGCUGCUUCUUCUAGGAUUUCUUCAUUCAGGAAAGAUUCUCGGGAAGAAUCUGCUCAUCAGGACAUAAACCCAUUGAAGGCGGAUUUUUAUAGUGGAGGAGCUGGUCUGUACUCUCAGCAGAUGCCACGAGCGAAGGAGACACUUUCAAGAUUAGGUACCACGAGGGUAUCAUCAGAAAAGAAUUAUGAUGCUGUCUAUACAAAUUCUGAUUUCUCGAAGGACCACCCUAGAACUUGUGAGAUCUGCAGACGAUCUGAGACAAUUUUGAACCCGAUCUUAAUCUGUACAAGUUGCAAGGUCGCAGUUCACUUAGAUUGCUAUCGCUGUGUCAAAGAUUCCGGGGGACCAUGGUAUUGUGAAUUAUGUGAAGAGUUGUCAUCAAGAAGCUGUGGUGCUUUGGCUGUUAAUUCUUGGGAAAAGCCCUACUUUUUAGCAGAAUGCGGGUUUUGUAAUGGAACUGCUGGUGCCUUUAGAAAGUCAACUGAUGGUCAAUGGAUUCAUGCAUUUUGUGCUGAAUGGGUUCUAGAAUCGACCUAUAAAAGGGGUCAAGCAAAUCCUGUGAAGGGAAUGGAGACGGUAAUUAAGGGGAGUGAAAUGUGUCACAUUUGUCGCCGCAAACAAGGUGUUUGCAUAAAGUGCAACUAUGGUCAUUGUCAGAACUCUUUUCAUCCAUCUUGUGCUAGAAGUGCUGGCUUUCAAAUGAAUUUAAAGACCGUUGGUAGCAAGUUGCAGCACAAGGCAUACUGUGAAAAACAUAGCCUGGUGGAGAGGGCAAAGGCGGAGACCCAAAAACAUGGAAUGGAAGAACUUAAGAUUCUUAAGCCAGUUAGGGUCGAAUUGGAGAAAUUACGACUUCUUUGUGAGAGAAUUAUCAGAAGGGAGAAACUAAAGCGUGACUUGGUUCUUUGCUCACAUGAAGUACUGGACUCAAACAGAGAGGCUGCUUCUUUGUCUGCACUCGCCUGUGUCUCUUUUUACCAAACAGAUGUCAGUUCUGAAUCAGCUACGACCUUGCUGAAAAGUUAUACAGAUGGUUGUAAGUCAGGUAACGAAGCAAUACAGAAAUCAGAUGACAUAACUGUAGAUAGCACAGUUGCCGGCAAGAGUCGUACAAAGUUUCAUGUGCCAGUGGACAAUGACCAAAAGACAGAUGAUAGCUCUACUUCUCAGCAGCCUUGUCCCUCAAAACCAUCAGAUGGGGCAUCUUUUUCCGGGAAGCAAAUUCCAAGUAGACCCUCUGUUCCAUCAUGGAGCUUUCCUAGUGAUGUAGAAAAUUGUGCAAAUUAUAGAAAGUAUACUGAAACAUUUGAAAAAGAGUUGGUAAUGACUUCAGACCAAGCAUCUAUGAAGAACCAGCGGUUACCUAAAGGACUUGUUUAUGUUCCUAUUCACUGCCUUUCUGGUGAGAAAGAGGCAGUUCCUGAUGCAUGUAGUACCCAGGAACAACUGAAAAGUGAUGAGUAGAACUACAUGUCCUUGUAAGAUCUCUAUGCCCCCUCCAUAUGCAAUUUUUUGUGCCCGAGUGUUGCGACAAUCUUUUGGUAAGACAGAGAUGGCAGGGCCUGCGCGGGUCUGAGCUUUGACACAUCUCUAGAGAUAGUUCUAUAUAACUUUUGCCAUCUUUGUUGUAUAUUGUGAGAGCAAACUGUACAGUGAGUUAGCGUUUGUUCCCGUUGCAUGUUGUCAAGUGGCCCAAAAUUCAAUUUUUAUUCUUUUGGUUCCUUUUUCAACCUUUCCGCCAGGCAAAAUAGAAGCUUUGCUUAUUGUAAUUGUACACAGAGUUAGAAAGCAUGGCCUCCUGUUCUCUGGAAAGUAGCUGUAUAUAUCCUUACAGUGUUGCAUAAAGCAGUAGUCCUAGCAUCUGAUGGUUAAAAUCAUUAUAUAAGUUAAACUUCCAUUUGUUUUUUGUUGCAA
Molecule: messenger RNA, 5000 nt
Organism: Daucus carota subsp. sativus
Lineage: Eukaryota; Viridiplantae; Streptophyta; Magnoliopsida; Apiales; Apiaceae
Exons: 19
Coding region: 276-4550 (1424 amino acids)
Biological process (GO): regulation of transcription by RNA polymerase II
Source: RefSeq, a predicted model, not a curated record